AUGAAUUCCGAUGAUUACGACUUCGAGGGAACGGAUAAUAGUUUAUUGAAUGAAACGGACAGCAAAUCUAAUGACGAUAAUGAAGAUAAUCGGUGCUCAGAAGACGAGAUAAUUGACAAAAUGAUUGAUAUAAUGACUCCCGAAGACUAUAACGAGGGAAAAGUGAUCACAGAUUACAAGAAAUUAACAUUUAUUCAAAUAUCGAAAGCAUCGCAAAGAUUGGUUCUUGACGCCCAGCCGUCGAUGACAAUGACAAUAACAGAGCUGUCGGGUCCGAGUCAUGGCAAUUAUGAUCAAUGUCUAAGUAUUGUGAGUCCCGAAGUAGAGGAUCAGCCGGUGAUCAAAGGACAGUACUGUUCAAUGGAUACCAACUUUUUGGUCGGUUUAACAAAGGAAGACACCGGAGAAGGAGAUAAUGACGGUGUGAAUCGAGUGAUGAACAAAUCGACUUUUGCCAAAAAUGUAAUGACAGGAAUACUGGGGGCUUAUAUACCCAUAACUGUGGCCCGGAGUCAGCACAGCGUUAAUUUAGACCAAUUGUUGGAAUAUUUGCAUUACUUUAUUAAAAAAGACAUGAAAUUUGUCAGUGGUUUCUGUUUGCCCACCACUUGUAGACCCGAAGACCUGUCCGACGCUAUCAAUGAAAUCAUGUAUCCAAUUACUCGACUGCCCAUUAAAUUUCAUAAUGAUUGUGAAUAUAUUGAUAAAUCGAUUAAAUUGGAUAACGAACAGAUGAUUGCUACGUUUAUAUCAUUGAAUUACUGGAACUUCUUUAUCCCUAACGCUCUACAUAUGGAUACGUUUAUGUUUAUAUCG
This is a messenger RNA of Medioppia subpectinata, 816 nucleotides long. NCBI's taxonomy places the organism in Eukaryota, Metazoa, Arthropoda, Arachnida, Sarcoptiformes, Oppiidae. The record is from the annotation of a GenBank genome assembly.